This is a messenger RNA of Ambispora leptoticha, 1350 nucleotides long. The record is from the annotation of a GenBank genome assembly. NCBI's taxonomy places the organism in Eukaryota, Fungi, Glomeromycota, Glomeromycetes, Archaeosporales, Ambisporaceae.
AUGGACAAUUCUAAUUUGAUGUUGCAAGAGAAUGAAAUAUUAGCUUUGGAGGCUAUUUACCCACAAGCUUUCACUUAUACAGAAACGCAAAACUCGAUUUCUCGGUAUACUGGCUCUCUCUCCAUAGAAAUCACUUUACCGAACGAAAUACGCGUAUACUUUUCAAGCCACGCCGCUAAUGGAGAGAACAUUAACCUCAUUAGCAAUAACGAGGAAACGCUAAAAAUCCGUUAUCUCCCUCCGGUAACUAUUGAUUUUUCUAUGCCAGCCUUGUAUCCCGAGGAAGAAGGAUUAGAUUUCACUGUGGAGUGUUGUUGGCUGAAUAGCAACUAUAAGCUACGUUUAAAAAAUAAGUUACAAGAGAUUUGGGAAGAAGAGCGGGAUGUUGUAUUAUAUCGAUAUGCAGAAUUUAUCCAAGAAAACGCGUUAGAAUUCUUGGGAAUUACUUUUCCCUUGAAAUUAGUAGAUGCAUUAAUAGACACAACCAGACUCAGAGACAUUAUUUGGUCAUAUAAUCGCGAUGCUUUGAACAAGGAAUUUGCCGAGAACCAUUUCGACUGUGGAAUAUGUCUCGAGAAUAAGACCGGUUCGCGUUGUAUCCAAUUGCAACCCUGUCAACACGUUUUCUGUCAAGAAUGUCUUUGUGGAUAUUUCGAGAUGCUUAUACGUGAAGGGUUUGUCACACAGGUCAAAUGCCCAGAUGUUGGUUGUAAGGCGCAAACUAUAUUGACGAAAGAAGUUUUAGACGAGAUUGUUGGCACAGAAAUGCAGGAACGUUAUGCACGGUUGAUGGAGAAAAUUGAAAUCGAAACAAAUCCGCUGAUAACAUAUUGCCCUUUGAAAACAUGUCAAAUGCCAGUUAAAAAAAGUUCUAAUUUCGAAAAGUUGUGUGUUUGUGAAAAAUGUGGAUUUGCAUUUUGUUGGAUGUGUAAGAGAACAUGGCAUGGACCCCAUAUAGCAUGCGCCAUUAACAAUGUGAAGAAUGUUGUUAAAGAAUAUUUGGCUGCUGAUGACGCCAAAAAAGCGUUAAUGAAAUUACGUUACGGUCCAAAGAAUCUCGAGAAAUUGGUGCGUGACACAUUAUCAGAGAUCGAAUCUGAAGAAUGGAUGAGAUCAAACACACAACCCUGUCCGCAAUGCGACACAUUUAUCGAAAAAUCAAUGGGAUGUAAUCACAUGCACUGCACGCGUUGUGAGGCUCACUUUUGUUAUUUAUGUGGUCAUUGGAUUAAUCCUGCGGAACCUUAUCGUCAUUUCAAUGAUCCAAAGUCUCCAUGCAAUCAACGAUUGUUUGAUGGCGCAGAUAUCGACGAACUUGAAAUCUUCGUGGAGGAUGAAGAUAUGAUUUAG